AUGACUGAAGAAUCCGAGGUAUUCAUGCUUGAUGGGGCGCCGGAGAAGGACCCCAACAGAGUUCUUAAGGAUGUUCUUGCUGGAACAGUGGGUGGUAUCGCCCAAGUUCUGUCGGGGCAGCCAUUCGACACCACCAAAGUCAGGCUUCAAAGUGCAGCUGAAGGGACGUAUUCCGGUCCAAUAGAUGUCGUGAAGCAGCUACUGAAAAAUGAAGGACCUCUGGGAUUUUACAAAGGAACAUUGACCCCGUUGGUUGGUGUGGGAGCUUGCGUGAGCAUCCAGUUCGGAGUGAACGAGUUCAUGAAACGGUUUUUUGCGGAGCAACAGUUAAAAAAGAAUAUUCCUGCUGGAACUCCACUCACUUCCAGCCAAUUUUACAUUUGUGGUGCUGCUGGUGGAUUUGCGAACGGAUUUCUCGCUGCUCCAAUAGAGCACAUCAGAAUCAGGCUCCAGACACAGACUGGUGCUGUGAAGGAGUUCAACGGUCCUCUCGAUACCAUUCGCAAGCUAUACGCUCAAAACGGAUUGAAAACGAUCUACAGAGGUAUCUGGCCUACGCUUAUCAGAGAGGCUCACGGAAUUGGUAUCUAUUUCAUGACGUUCGAGGCCUUGGUCAAGAAUGAGAUGACGAGUCGCAAGGUGGAGAGAAAGGAGAUCCCAGGGUGGAAAUUGUGUUCUUUUGGAGCUGCUGCUGGUUAUUCCAUGUGGCUGACAAGUUACCCUAUCGAUGUGAUCAAGUCCAAGCUUCAGACCGACAGUUACACCCAACCUAAGUUCCGUGGUUCGUUGGACGUUGCCAAGUCUAUCAUGGCUACUAAUGGAAUCAAGGGAUUUUUCAAGGGUUUUGUCCCCACAAUUUUGAGGGCUGCUCCGGCGAAUGCGGCCACCUUCUAUGCGUUCGAGCUGACCAUGAGGUUUUUGGGUUGA
Molecule: messenger RNA, 927 nt
Organism: Kuraishia capsulata CBS 1993
Lineage: Eukaryota; Fungi; Ascomycota; Pichiomycetes; Pichiales; Pichiaceae
Exons: 1
Coding region: 1-927 (308 amino acids)
Biological process (GO): mitochondrial L-ornithine transmembrane transport
Molecular function (GO): L-ornithine transmembrane transporter activity
Source: RefSeq, a predicted model, not a curated record